Molecule: messenger RNA, 1685 nt
Organism: Histoplasma capsulatum G186AR
Lineage: Eukaryota; Fungi; Ascomycota; Eurotiomycetes; Onygenales; Ajellomycetaceae
Product: delta-9 fatty acid desaturase
Exons: 3
Coding region: 340-1677 (445 amino acids)
Biological process (GO): unsaturated fatty acid biosynthetic process
Cellular component (GO): endoplasmic reticulum membrane
Molecular function (GO): iron ion binding; heme binding; stearoyl-CoA 9-desaturase activity
Source: RefSeq, a predicted model, not a curated record
CGACAACGGCGCAAUCAAAGGAACGCGCGGGAAGGACAAUUAUCGCAGCUGCUCACCUGUUGGAGGCAUCGCGUGAACCGGAGGCGGAGUUCCCCGUUUGGUAAUUUUUGGGUGUGGCUUCAAAAGGGCAAAACAAGCUCAACCGUUUUUCUACACUCCUUUUACCUCUUUCUUCUGCUCCCCUCUCUUCUUCUCCUUCUUGUUUUUAUCACCUCCCUCACUUGUAUCACAUCUUAAGGAUCGUACUAUCAAUCGUACUAUCUAUCUCUCUAUCUCCUCCGCUUCGUCCUGCUUAUCGUCCAUCUAUCAACACACUGCAGGUUGGUCUGCGGUUUGACCAUGGCUUUAAACGAAGCCCCCACGGCUUCCCCAGCUGCUGAGACAGCUGCUGGAGGUAAAGCCGUUAUCACUGAUGCUGCACGUCGCCCCAACCCUGAGCCCAAGAAGGUUCAUAUCACAGAUACGCCGAUAACUCUGGCAAACUGGCAUAAGCAUGUCAGCUGGCUCAACGUCACUCUCAUCAUCGCCAUCCCCAUCUACGGCCUUGUCCAGGCAUACUGGGUCCCCUUGCACCUCAAAACUGCUCUGUGGGCUGUUGUGUACUAUUUCAUGACUGGACUCGGGAUCACUGCCGGAUAUCAUCGUCUUUGGGCACACUGCUCAUAUUCCGCCACAUUGCCACUAAAAAUAUAUCUUGCUGCUGUUGGAGGUGGUGCUGUGGAAGGAUCCAUUAGAUGGUGGGCUAGAGGCCACCGUGCCCACCACCGCUAUACUGACACAGAUAAGGACCCUUACUCUGUCCGCAAAGGCCUCCUGUACUCCCACAUUGGUUGGAUGGUAAUGAAACAAAACCCCAAACGCAUCGGCCGAACCGACAUCACAGAUCUCAAUGAAGACCCCGUCGUUGUCUGGCAACACCGCAACUACCUCAAAGUCGUCAUUUUCAUGGUAUCGUCUUCUCUCAUGCUCGUCAGCGGCCUUGGCUGGGGCGACUGGUCGCCCUUCGAUGACCGCAACUCCCCACGCGACCACAUCGUCACCGCCCUCGUCACUCUCGGCGAAGGCUACCACAACUUCCACCACGAAUUCCCCUCUGACUACCGCAACGCCAUCGAAUGGCACCAAUACGACCCGACCAAAUGGACAAUCUGGAUCUGGAAGCAGCUUGGCCUCGCCUACGACCUCAAGCAGUUCCGCGCCAACGAGAUCGAAAAGGGCCGCGUUCAGCAACUGCAGAAGAAAAUCGACCAGCGCCGCGCGAAGCUCGACUGGGGCAUCCCGCUCGACCAACUCCCUGUCAUUGAAUGGGACGAUUACGUCGACCAAGCUAAGAACGGCCGCGGUCUCAUCGCCAUUGCCGGUGUCGUCCAUGACGUCACGGAUUUCAUCAAGGACCACCCGGGCGGUAAAGCGAUGAUCAACUCCGGUAUCGGCAAGGAUGCCACUGCCAUGUUUAACGGCGGGGUGUACAACCAUUCCAACGCAGCGCACAAUCUGCUGUCGACGAUGCGGGUUGGGGUCAUCCGUGGCGGCUGUGAGGUGGAGAUUUGGAAGCGAGCACAGAAGGAGAAUAAGGAGGUAGAGUCAGUGCGGGAUGAAUAUGGGAAUCGGAUCGUGCGGGCGGGGGCGCAGGUGACGAAGAUCCCGGAACCUAUUACUACAGCUGAUGCAGCGUAGAAAAGGGU